AUGCCGCAGGAAGAUUCACCAACCAAGACCUCUGGAGAGGAAUCUUUUCUCUCACAACCAAACUCUGACGCCCAAGGCCAACUCACUGUGGCGGUCGAUGAGCUUCUCGACCAACUUCAGGGCAAAUUUGACAAUGUCUCCAAGGAGAUGUUCAGCAAAUUGGAUGACAUGACUCGCCGCCUAGAUGAAUUGGAGGCCUCUCUGUCUGCUGCGGGGAGCGAUGCGGGCUCAGCGACUACUACGCAGUGA
Penicillium pulvis is the source of this 249-nucleotide messenger RNA. RefSeq names its product heat shock factor-binding 1 family protein. Bases 1 to 249 code for a protein of 82 amino acids. The transcript is spliced from 3 exons. Lineage: Eukaryota; Fungi; Ascomycota; Eurotiomycetes; Eurotiales; Aspergillaceae. The record is from RefSeq and is a predicted model, not a curated record. Gene Ontology annotation, cellular component: nucleus; cytosol. Gene Ontology annotation, biological process: cellular heat acclimation. Gene Ontology annotation, molecular function: transcription corepressor activity.